UGUGGACAAGUUACUUCACUUCCCCUUUGCUCGCUGUGCUUCUACUUAGGCAAUACCUCCCGUUAGUUUCAGUGCUUGCUUCAGUUCCUGUUACAUGGUGGCUAAAAUGUAGAUUUAGAGGGGAAAAUGCGACGGUAGUGGAACAGUCUGCCACAAGACUGAGUAAAGACGUUUGUAAACCUUUUUAAAUUUUAUCCUUAAACCUCUCAGGUCUAAAUGUAGUUCAAAAGGCGAGUUCCUUGAGCUCUGGCUGUGGGAUAAAAGAGAUGUAUCCCUUUUUGGUCACAUUCAUCUUGGUUCUAGUCGUCUCCACAUGCAAAGGCCAGCGCGAGAGAGACAGUGAUGUCAGUCCUAAAGAUCCAUACAUUGAAGCAGGAUCCAGUAUCAAAAUUGUGUGCCACACUCGUGUCCAUGGUCGAAUCUACUGGAAGCUGAACAACAAAGUCAUCGAUGAGAGCCUGUCAGACACCAUUAACACCACACACACUGUCCUAACACUCAGGAACUUCACUGAGCACAGUGCUGCACUGCAGUGCCACAGUAAGACUACUGGAGAGAUCCUUGGAGGCACUAUUAUCAAAACAUACACCAAACCAAGCAACAUAUCAUGCAUCUUAGAUUAUGAUACUCAAGAAGCAAUUGGUGUGCCAGACGUACUAAUAUGCAACUGGGAUCACUGGAUUAACCCUUCUAAGGAGAUAAACUACACCGUACUGAGUGCCUCUUCGUAUCAUCCCUCCCAGAAGGAAAUCUGCAGCUCACGUGGAACAACAUGCACAUGCAGAUAUAAAAUGAAAUCUGAUGAAAUAAUACGUCUUUUGGGAAGUUUCAAUGUCACCGUGAGAGCCAAAUCUGCCGACUUUGAAGCUUACUCUGAAACUCAAGAAUUUACCUCAUCUCACAUAUGGAAAGUUGUCCGUCCAAAGUUAGAUGUAACUACCUGUCCUGGGGGUCUUAUGGUUAAUUGGACCCAAAUGGAUAGCGUAACAGGGGUUCCCUGUCACUGUCAAGUCAGAUAUAGCAAGGCUAUCAAUGGAAAAACCCCAGAGUGGGUGAUUAAUAAAACUCUUGACUGUGAAGAAAAGGGGAAGAUUAUUAUUGAUAAAGUGGAAUCCUGCACUACCUAUAAAUUUUCAGUGCGCUGUGCCAUAGACGAGGCCCCCUGGAGCGACUGGAGCCUGGAGAAGAAAGUUCUGACCAAACUCAACAUGACUGAUGUAAAGCUGCAUCUUUGGAGAAAAAUUGCUGAACCAGACAAAAAUGGUUUCAGAAAAGUUCAUGCCAUGUGGACGGGGAUUCCUUCAACAUGCAGAGACAGAUUAAUCUACAUGAUGAAGCUGAUUCCCUUGAAACACAACAUACCAGGACUAAAUUACACUGAAUUUACAUGUGGCAGAUCAACUUGUGAUGUUGAUGUGAAUCAGGAUGCACACCGAAUUCUUCUCAAAGUCUCCCAAAAUGACACACUGUCUGUGGUGGACUCCGUUUAUGUUCCAGCAGCUGAAGAAAGCCUCCCUCAAGUUACUGACAUCCAAACCUCAACCCUUGAAGGUGUUAUCCAAGUCACAUGGAAGGCUCCGGCCCAGCCUGUCAGUGGUUAUAUGAUCGACUACACCCACGAGGGAAAUCAGUACUAUUGGAAGGAGAGUAAAUACACCAAUGUAACACUGAAGGACCUGGCAGACAAAAAGCCAUACAACAUUACAGUAACUCCACUCUCUGAUGGUAAGGCAGGUCAUGGGACACAAGCUCUUCAAGUCUGCUCCAGAGUCGGAGAUCCAGGGAAUGUCACCAUCAACAAUGUUCAGGCUUAUGACAAAAGUGCCUUCGUGAGCUGGGAUGUGAAGACACAGGAGGUGUGCAGUGGAGUUGUUGUCAGAUACACUGUCUUUUACAGUGCACAGAAAGGACCUUAUCUCAAUGCCACUGUAGAUAGCACAAGGCAGUUCAUCUCUUUGAAAGAUUUGACUCCAGACACCCAGUACCAUGUCUACGUCCAGGCAACAGCUCUUACUAGCACAACCCAAAGCAGUGAAAGGCUGUUUACAACUAAGAGAUUUGACCCACGGCUGGUCACAGCUCUCCUGGUCUGUGGGAGCAUCACUAUGGUUCUGGUGUUAUGUCUUGGAUUGUGCUGUGCUAUUCAGUGGAAAAAAUUCAAGGAGAAGCCUGUGCCAAACCCUGGACUCAGCUCUGUGGCCGUGUGGUCAUCAGAAAACCAUCAAGAGAGAACAUGCUCAGUCCAGCCAUUCAAUACUCCACAUGAAAGCCACUGUGACAGAGUCUACCCAGAGGAACUUGGUAGAACAUCCACCCCUCCUCUAGUCACAGGCUGUACAAGUUACCCAUGCAGGGACCAGAUGGAAGAGUACACGGUCCCAGAUGUAGUUCCUGUGCCAGACUUAAAGAACAAAGACUUGGAUGACUCAGAGGAGACGCUGCAUCCAUCGUCUUCUGGAGAAUCCACAGCUCUGCUUCUUUCUGAAAACAACCAGUUCAGCCCAUAUCGAAGUCAAAGCUCACAGGAAGCUCCUGCACAGAGGAUCAGCAAACAAAGUAAGUGUUCUGCAGGGAAACAGCAAGAAAAUACAACCCUGGCGACUAUUUAUGUCACUCUGGACAUGUUUGAUAAUGGCAAAGUACAGCUGAGAGAAAUGGAAACCAAACCCUGAGACAUUCAAAGAAACAAGCAACUAAUCUCCCCUGAAUGAUGCAGUUGUGAAUUAAUCUUUCCAAAGACCUCUAUGACUUUAAGUGGCAUUAAGUGUACAGUGUUGUUAAUUAGUAUCUGUGGUAUGAUUCAUUAUUACAAGAUUCUUAUCAGCUAUGUCAGAACUUGUAAUAGUUUUAACCUGCUUGCCUGAUUCUGGAAAACUGUCUCUCAAACGUGGAUAAAUGUAAAGCUAUAUUGCUGAAAGUGUAGCAUUUUUUUGUCCACUUAUUUUUACAUACAGUCAUGGACGAACGUAUUGGCACCCCUGGAAUUUUUUUGGUCAUUGUCCUGUGGAACACCCAUGACCUCUGACGCAGACCCAGCUUUCUGACACUAGGCCAUACAUUGCAGCCCAAAAUCUUUUCAUAGUCUCCAGAUUUUAUGAUUCCUUGCAUGCAGUCAAGGCACCCAGUGCCAGAGGCAGCAAAACAACCCCAAAAUAUCUUUGAACCUCCCCCAUGUUUGACUGCAAGUACUGUGUUUUUUUCUUUGUAGGCCUCAUUCUGUUUUCUGUAAACAGUAGAAUGACAUGCUUCAGGUGUGAUUUCUAUAUUGCCAGCACCUGUUACUUGCCACAGGUGAGUUUGAAUGAGCAUCACAUGCUUGAAAUAAAAUGAUUUACCUACAGUUUUAAAUGGGUGCCAACAAUGUUGUCCGGCCCAUUUAUGAGUUUUGUGUAAAAUUAUGUCAAUUUUACCUUUUGUCUUCUGUUUUUUUUUUUUAAUGUGUUGUUCCAAUGCACAUAAAUGAAAUAUACAUGUGUUUAUUUCUGGGAGAAAUGCUGCAUUUUCUGGAAAAAUUGCCAAUGCUUCCAUCCAUGACUGUAUGCCAACAAUAUUGUAUUCUCUUGUAUUAAAUGGGACACGUAAAGCUACAGAAACUGCCCUUCACAAGCUAUUUACAAAUGUUUGCAUGAAUUAUCAGUGUUUUUAAUUGUUGUUUGUUGUAUUUUAAUGUUGCUUAUAAUGUGCUAAUAACCAAAAGACAAUUUAACUAAAACCAAAGUUUUUUUUAACUACAGUAUUGUUAAAGACAUUUUGUAUCGUAUAUUUUUGUUCUUUUAAACAACUGUUUUUGUACAGUUGUAAAUAUUCUCAUGACUCUUGUGUAAUUUUCUUUCACAUCCUUUGUAUAUUCAAGCUAAACAUAUGACAUUGGCCACAACAGAACUCUGGAUUUCACAAUGCAGAGUUCUGUUGUGGUACUUUGUGUAAUUUCCUGCAACACUGCAAGGUGUGUUUUGUCUUCAAAAGCUGUAAAAACCAAAAACUACACAGAAGUUAUAAUAAUAUGUUAAAUAAAGAGUAAAAUAAAA
This is a messenger RNA of Cheilinus undulatus (humphead wrasse), 4028 nucleotides long. Its product is annotated as interleukin-31 receptor subunit alpha-like. Gene Ontology annotation, biological process: cytokine-mediated signaling pathway. The record is from RefSeq and is a predicted model, not a curated record. Gene Ontology annotation, cellular component: external side of plasma membrane. NCBI's taxonomy places the organism in Eukaryota, Metazoa, Chordata, Actinopteri, Labriformes, Labridae. Gene Ontology annotation, molecular function: cytokine receptor activity; protein binding. The transcript is spliced from 16 exons. The coding region runs from base 267 to 2672 and encodes 801 amino acids.